CUGCUGCAUUCGUCGUAUAUAUAUAUCGAUAGAUCACUAGCUAGCUAAUUGAGCAUAACCAACCAUAUAUAGUGUUGUUAGUAUACUUGAUCAAAUUAAUUAAGCUUUUUUCCCCUUGAUUGAUCGAUCGAAAGAGUACCGCGAAUCGAUCAAUAAUCAGAUUCAAUGGCAGCGCCGCGGUGGGCGGCGUUCAUGGCGGCGGCGGCGGCGGUGCUGGUGGUGUGCGCGGCGGCGUUGGCGUCCGCCGCGACUCCGCCGAAGCCGAGCAGCAUGGUGGUGAUCACUCCGACGAAGCAGGGAGGAGUGGGGAAGCGAAACAGCGCGUUCACGUGCGAGGACACCCGGCGGCGGCGGCCCAAGUGCAUGGCGACGUGCCCCGACCGGUGCCGGACCAAGUGCCUGGUCCUCUGCCCCACCUGCAAGACCUUCUGCCUCUGCGACUUCUACCCGGGCGUCUCCUGCGGCGACCCCCGCUUCACCGGCGGCGACGGCAACAACUUCUACUUCCACGGCAAGAAGGACCGCGACUUCUGCCUCCUCUCCGACGCCGCCCUCCACGUCAACGCCCACUUCAUCGGCAAGCGCAACGCCGCCAUGUCCCGCGACUUCACCUGGAUCCAGGCGCUCGGCGUCCUCUUCGGCGCCCGCCACCACCGCCUCGCCCUCGCCGCCGCCCGCGCCGCGCGCUGGGACCCCGCCGCCGACCACCUCGAGCUCACCUUCGACGACGACCGCGUCGACCUGCCUCGCCACGACGGCGCGCGCUGGUCGCCGCCGGGAGCCCCGGCGCUGUCCGUGACGCGCACCGCGCCGGCCAAUGGCGUGGUGGUGGAGCUCCGGGGCGUGUUCCGCAUCGUGGCCAGCGCGGUGCCCAUCACGCGGGAGGAGUCGCGCGCCCACAACUACGGCGUCGCCGACGACGACUGCCUCGUCCACCUCGACCUCGGCUUCAAGUUCGAGGCGCUCACCGACGACGUCCAUGGCGUGCUCGGCCAGACCUACCGCUCCGACUACGUCAACACCCUCAACGUCACCUCCAACAUGCCCGUCAUGGGCGGCGCCGCCAACUUCCUCACCACCGGGCUCUUCGCCACCGACUGCGCCGUCGCUCGCUUUGCCAAACCUGCCACGGCCGCCGCCGCCGGCGCCGGCAUCUCCUUGGUCACCGACGCCAAGUACGUGUAGACACACGAGGAGACGGUCGCUCGCUCGCGACAAUUAAUGUAUAAUACGUAAUUACGUAUACGUACGUACGUACACAAAAUUAACUGUCUUGCUGUCGCCAGUAUACGAAUAAUUAACACAUCUACUACUACUACCAAGGUAUUUGUUGUAUUGACAAUUAUAUUUAAUUGAAAUAUCGAGGAAUAAUAAUUUUGAUUUGUUUGCAAGUA
Molecule: messenger RNA, 1394 nt
Organism: Oryza sativa Japonica Group (Japanese rice)
Lineage: Eukaryota; Viridiplantae; Streptophyta; Magnoliopsida; Poales; Poaceae
Source: RefSeq, a predicted model, not a curated record